GCGAGUCGGGAAACGAUUUUUAAACUGAAAAGGCGGCUGAAGGCCGAAUUGCGGUUUCUCAUCGGCGUGAUUUCAGACUGGCCUUGAUCUCUGAAGGGCUCAGCUGAAGAAGGACGAGUUGGGACGCACUGUCGUUUUGCCCUUCCCCUUCUGCGGGCAGAAGCCAACUCCGCAAGAGCGAGAUUCGCAGAGCUGAGAGGCUGGGUGAGGGGAAAUGUCCGUCCCGGGCUGAAGUCGCGGGGCCGGCCUGCCUCUGGAGGAGCGGAGGUCUUCUUACUGGGCGCCUCUGUGUCCCUGGUGAACCCACUUGUGGUGAACGAGAGGGACUUUGGGAGGGCCGAGGGUUUCUCCAGCCGCUCUCUUAGCGGUCGUUUUGGCGGCUUUUUCUCCGCCCCACCCCCCGCCCCGCCUUGCCUCGCCUCGCCUCGCCUUUCAGGGGAUUUCAGUCUCGACACCGUAUUGGAACCAGACUUGAAGAAUGGUUAGUGAAUCCGGAAUGGGUGACAGCGUCGUCACGGCAUUUUAUUAGACCAUGGAUUCUUAUGAUGCACCACAAUCAACUCCUAGACAAAGUGCAUCUUCAAGGCCUGAAAAUUGCUUUAUAGGUGCCACCCCUCUGCAGAAACGACUGGAAUCCGUCAGGAAGCAGACUCCAUUUGUCCCAACUCCACCUCGAAGGAAAAUUCCCCAGUGUUCACAAUUGCAGGAAGAUGUUGAUCCUCAAAAGGUUGCAUUCCUUCUGCAUAAACAGUGGACUUUAUAUAGUUUAACUCCCCUGUAUAAAUUCUCCUAUACUCAUCUCAAAGAGUAUUCUAGACUUCUGAGUGCGUUUAUUGUUGCUGAAAAGCAAAAAGGACUUGCUGUGGAAGUGGGAGAAGACUUUAACAUCAAAGUGAUUUUCUCUACUCUCCUAGGAAUGAAAGGAACGCAAAAGGACUCUGAAGCAUUUCUUGUCCAGAUUCUGUCAAAAUCUCAAUUGCCAUCUGAGAACAGAGAAGGUAAAGUGUUAUGGACUGGUUGGUUCUGCUGUAUAUUUGGAGACAGUCUUCUGGAGACUGUUUCAGAAGAUUUCACCUGUCUACCCUUAUUCCUUGCAAAUGGAGCAGAGUCUAAUACAGCCAUAAUUGGAACUUGGUUUGAGAAGACCUUUGACUGUAAUUUUAGUCCUUUAGCAAUCAAUGCGUUUAAUCUUUCCUGGAUGGCUGCUAUGUGGACUGCAUGUAAAAUGGACCGUUAUAUGGCUGCUACUGAAUUUCUUUGGUCUGUUCCCUGUAGCCCUCAAAGUCUGGACAUUUCUUAUGCAAUACAUCCAGAAGAUGCCAAAGCUUUGUGGGAUAGUGUCCACAAAACACCUGGGGAGGUUACCCAGGAGGAAGUUGACUUAUUCAUGGAUUGCCUUUAUUCACAUUUUCAUAGGCAUUUCAAAAUUCAUUUAUCAGCCACAAGAUUGGUUCGUGUUUCAACAUCUGUAGCUUCAGCACAUACUGAUGGAAGAAUAAAGAUUCUGUGUCAUAAAUAUCUUAUUGGGGUGUUAGCAUAUUUGACAGAACUGGCGAUUUUUCAAAUUGAGUGAUGCCUUCUGUGGACUGUAAGUUAUGGAUUAUAUACCCUUUUUUCAUUGAUUAUUUGCCUGAUUGCUAUGCUGAAAGAGACUGCAGGAGAAAUGGGCAUCUGUCUCUGCAUCUGUUUUUCCCACUUUGCCUUUGGAGUUGCCAAGAUGGAAACCAAGAAGGCUCUAGAAGAACAAAGAAUGCAGUAUUAGAGGAACCACAGCCAAGUGCUCAUAUACUAGUCAUGAUGAUCUGGCAUGCCACUCUUUAGAAAAUGCUGAGUUGUUAAUUUGUUGGUCAUCUUUUAAAAAAUAUAUAUAAUGUUUAUUAAGUCAAACUUUUAGGAUUCAAGUCAGGUGUAUCUAAUAUAGAGUAUUUCUUAUUUGGGUCUUUAAAACCAUUAAUCCCUUUUUAUAGCAUUUUAGACUUGCAUUAAGAAAGAAUUCUGAUUUCUAAAGACAUUUUCCUAGCUUUACUUUGCUGUAAAGAACUGGCAGUCAAAAAUCCUCUCAAAAGAUUAAUAAUAUAGAUUUUAUAGCCACUAAAAUGCUUCUAUUUUUAAUACUUUCCAAUUCCUGUUGCAAUAUUGAAUUAAAUGUUCACUUUUCAAAUGAAA
Molecule: messenger RNA, 2166 nt
Organism: Microcebus murinus (gray mouse lemur)
Lineage: Eukaryota; Metazoa; Chordata; Mammalia; Primates; Cheirogaleidae
Gene: CENPL
Product: centromere protein L
Source: RefSeq, a predicted model, not a curated record